Molecule: messenger RNA, 1914 nt
Organism: Diorhabda carinulata
Lineage: Eukaryota; Metazoa; Arthropoda; Insecta; Coleoptera; Chrysomelidae
Product: chymotrypsin-like protease CTRL-1
Exons: 7
Coding region: 640-1830 (396 amino acids)
Biological process (GO): proteolysis
Molecular function (GO): serine-type endopeptidase activity
Source: RefSeq, a predicted model, not a curated record
AAAAUUAUAUAAUGGAAUAAAGGAAAAUAGGAAGCUAUACUGGAAACACUGUUUACACUACCACUAAACCAAUACUUAUAAAUACACUGAAAGAGAGAUCUCAAGACUCUCCAAGGUCUGCAGGAUCGGCACGCUGGGAAAUAAUGAGCUUACAUCAAAGGUGGUUAAAAUUUCCCCAUCCUCAAUAUCUGUACUUUUCACUUUGUUAAUAAAUUAUUAUAUAAUCUAAUCUAAUAAUUUGGAGCUGAUAUAAUGAAAGUAUAUUUACAAUUAACUAAAAUAUGGAUGGAGUAACACUAUUUCCACUACAAAAACGAAUUCUACAAACAAGACGAAGGAACAUCUUUGCGAAAGGCAAUGAGACCUAUUGUUUCAACAAUUUGUACACCUAGUUAUAAUAUUUCCAGGUGGUUAACGAAAGAGUUUGAAAGCUUACCCAUCAAACCUGAGAAUUUUACAGUGAAGAAUUCGUUAUAGUGUAUCAACAGAGUUAUUUUAAUCUCCUUCAAUGUAAGUUCAUUAUACCUUGAGGACUUACUGAGAUCUAAUAAUUUGGGAGCUGAUGUAAUAGAAGAAAAUUUACAGUUAACAGAAAUAUGUAUCGAAAAAAACAAUUUCCAGUACAACAAAGAAUUCUUCAUGCUAGACGAAGGAACAGCAAUGGGCAACUGCCUAUCACAGUUUGUGGCUAAACUAUUCAUGAGUCAUUUUGAAAAGCAAAUUAGUCAAGAGUUCCAGUAUUUUUCCAAGAUACAGAACUGGUUAGGAGAAGUUACGUCCAACUCGGACAACCAAAAAUUUAUAAUUAGAAGUGACAAAGAAAUUCAAGCAUCUGAAGUAUAUAAAGUCGAAAUAUAUGUCGUGUAUGAUCCUUAUCAUGAAUCUGAACCUCCGAGAUUAAUCAAAAUCAAGUUAAAUGAUAAGGAAAUAUGUCCAUUAUAUGAAGACGUAAUAAAUACACAAAAUUAUCCAAUUAACGAUUUUUACAGGCCAAUAUUGGAAGUAAACAUUAGUAUACCACAAUGUGGUGUUCCUAUACCUACUCCUGUUGCUUUGAUUACCAAAGGACAACAUACAGUUCCAGGACAAUUCCCUUGGCAUGCUGCAAUUUAUAUAAAAGGAGGUAACAGAGCUGAUUAUAAAUGUGGAGGGACACUUAUUAGUUUACAGCACGUCGUGACAGCAGCUCAUUGUACUGUUUCACAAAAUUUUCAACAUCCUCGCGAUCCGAAUGAGUUUGAAGUAAUUUUAGGUAAAUAUAAUUUAACAUUAGACGAGGAUCAUCAACAAUUAUUUACGGUGAUAAAAGUAAAUGUACACGAGAAAUUCGAUACAACUUUCUUAUUCAAUGAUAUUGCAAUUUUACAAUUGAAUAAACCAACGCAGUAUACCAAAUUUGUAAGACCCAUAUGCUUGUGGAAAGAGGACACAGCUCUAGAAUUUGUAAUCGAUAAAGUCGGAAUAGCAGUAGGAUGGGGUAGAAAUGACCAAGGGCAUUCCACGACAGAGUUAUUGAUGCAGGUUAAUAUGCCAAUUAUUUCCACUGAAGAGUGUAUUAAUUCCUAUCAUGAAAUUUACUCACAAUAUACAAAUGAGAAUAAUUUCUGCGCUGGUUAUGGAAAUGGCUCGUCUGUAUGUAAUGGAGAUUCAGGUGGUGGUCUGAUUUUUCCAAAGAAUGAUACAAAUGGUACAAACACCGUGUGGCAGCUGAAAGGAAUUGUUUCAAAUACUGUAGGCAUACAGAAUAUUUGCGAUUCUACUAAAUAUGUCAUAUUCACAGACGUACCUAAAUUUUUUAGCUGGAUAACUAACAUCACCAGAACUACAUAAUAAUUUAUUCAUCAAAAUUCCAUAAUUAACUCGUUUUGUUACAAAAUUUAAAAAAACAUAAAUAUUCCAUUUCAAAAACAAAAA